GCAAACACGCAGAAUCAGAACUUCCAGUCUUCCGCCAGAAAGCGCAGGAACGGCGUCGUCGUUGGGUUAUGACGUUUCUAAAUCUCCGCCUCUUGCUUCCGGUCGGCGAUUCUGCAUGCGUCGCGUGAAUUGAGCGUCGGCGAGGCGGCGACUUCUCAGCGGACGGCUUCGGCGGAGGAGGAUGAACAGCCGCUUGCAGGAGAUCAGGGAGCGGCAGAAAUUACGCCGGCAGCUUCUGGCUCAGCAGCUGGGAGCUGAAAAUGCUGAUAGUAUUGGUGCAGUACUAAACAGCAAGGAUGAGCAAAGGGAAAUUGCGGAAACAAGAGAAACAUGCAGGGCUGCUUAUGAUACAUCUGCUCCAAAUUCUAAACGUAGAUAUCCUGAUGAGGGAGAAGCUGAUGAAGAAGAAAUAGAAGAAUAUAAAGGAGACAGUAUUCAUAGACAGCCAUCUUCUUUCUUCAUUAAGAAGCGGAAUGCUAAUGAGAAGAGAAACACCCUGUUUCUACACACAUAUAAAAUGUGCUUUAUUCCAAAGGAUGAAGUGGAGCUUCAGCAAGAUGAAGAGAAUCUACCAUACGAAGAAGAAAUUUACAAAGAUUCCAGUACUUUUCUUAAGGGGACACAGAGCUUAAAUCCUCAUAAUGAUUACUGUCAGCAUUUUGUGGACACUGGACACAGACCUCAAAAUUUCAUCAGAGAUGUGGGUUUAGCAGAUAGAUUUGAAGAAUAUCCAAAACUCCGGGAACUCAUCAGGCUGAAAGAUGAGCUAAUAUCUAAAUCUAACACCCCUCCAAUGUAUUUACAAGCUGAACUGGAAGCUUUUGAUCUUCGUGAACUCAAGUCUAAGUUUGAUGUGAUACUUUUAGAGCCACCAUUGGAAGAAUACUAUAGAGAGACUGGCAUUACUGCUAAUGAGAAAUGCUGGACAUGGGAUGAUAUUAUGAAGCUGGACAUAGAAGAAAUUGCUGCCCCACGAUCAUUUGUCUUUCUUUGGUGUGGUUCUGGUGAGGGCCUGGAUCUCGGCAGGGUGUGUUUGCGCAAAUGGGGAUACAGAAGAUGUGAAGAUAUAUGUUGGAUUAAAACAAAUAAAAAUAAUCCUGGGAAGACCAAGACGCUGGAUCCCAAAGCUGUUUUUCAAAGAACGAAGGAACAUUGCCUUAUGGGCAUUAAAGGAACUGUCCGCCGUAGUACAGAUGGGGAUUUUAUCCAUGCUAAUGUUGACAUUGAUUUAAUUAUCACAGAAGAGCCAGAAAUUGGUAACAUAGAAAAACCUGUGGAAAUAUUUCACAUUAUUGAACAUUUUUGUCUUGGAAGAAGGCGGCUUCAUCUUUUUGGACGUGACAGCACCAUUCGUCCAGGCUGGUUAACUGUUGGACCCACACUCACAAAUAGUAACUUCAAUGCCGAAACAUAUACAUCAUAUUUCACAGCUCCCAACUCCCACCUGACUGGUUGUACAGAAGAGAUUGAGAGACUCAGACCGAAAUCACCACCACCAAAGGAUCGAGGAGGUGGUGCACCGAGGGGUGGAGGAAGAGGCGGGACUUCAGCUGGUCGAGGAGAAAGAGGCAGAGAGAGAAACCGAACUAAUUUCAGGGGGGAAAGAGGUGGAUUCAGAGGGGGACGGGGAGGUACUCACCGAGGGGGCUUUCCCCCUCGCUGAGCAUUGAGAAUCUUCAUCUUUUUUCCUGCCUUUAUCCUAUUGAGUUUUUGCUUAAAAAUACAGUCUUAUUUCUCCAGUUACCUUUAUUAGCAGCUCACUCUAAAUCUGCUCACCAAAAUAUUUUUGUACCUAUUAUGAACCAGUCUUGUAUAAUAAUCCAGAUCUUACAAUAAAGUACAUUUACAGUGGAA
This is a messenger RNA of Ahaetulla prasina, 1854 nucleotides long. RefSeq names its product methyltransferase 14, N6-adenosine-methyltransferase subunit (gene METTL14). The coding region runs from base 182 to 1663 and encodes 493 amino acids. The transcript is spliced from 11 exons. The record is from RefSeq and is a predicted model, not a curated record. Lineage: Eukaryota; Metazoa; Chordata; Lepidosauria; Squamata; Colubridae. Gene Ontology annotation, molecular function: mRNA binding. Gene Ontology annotation, cellular component: nucleus; RNA N6-methyladenosine methyltransferase complex.